AUGUUUCCCUUCACAGCAUCAAUGCACAUGCUGGCACCGACCAAUCACCGGCCCCAGCUGACACGCAGGGUGCACGAAGACACCAGUCUCCAAAAAAUGGUCAAUCCCGUCGCUGCGCCCACACCGUCGCUCCGAGCACAUCCAUCCACGGAAAUACCCCCCGAAGCACUCCAAUUUGCUCCGCCUUUGGCUGCAUACACGGCCGGCCGAUGCGGCGCCGACGAAAUGUUCCUGGAAUACAACUCGACGUUGCAGAGCGCCGCGCUCCGAGGCGUCAAGGACAUGGCCCUUUUUCUGCCCCAAACUCAAAAGAAGCUCCAGAUGCUCCAGCGGGUUAGAGAGACAGGAUACUUCACGCUACGGCCUGUUGGGAUACAUAAGACCAUGGCCGAGCUAGACCGCGAUGCGGUGGCAGAAGAGGAUGAGCAGAGGUCUGCGCACGCGGAGAACCUGGCCGCGAUGAUGACGGGGGAACAGCUGUCGCAGUAUACGCACGGAACGGGGGUUCUGGAAGAGGAGUCUGAUCUGAGCGGUGCUUUGGGGAUCAGUGGGUCGGGCAUUGUGGGCAGCUCGGGGUUGUUGGCUAGCUCUGGGGUGUUGGCUACAGGGAUGGACAGAGACCUCGAUGAGGAGUUGGUGGAUGCAGAUAUAAAUGAUCUUUCGCUACAGACUGAAGAAGCGGACUCCGACACUCCUGAUGCAUUCAUGGCCGAAGACGUCGAGUACCAGAACGACCACAGUCUAGCAUCGGGCUCUGUGGUUGGCGCUGGUCAAUUGGUGGGACAUGGACACGGCUCAGCAGGCUCUGAGACCGUCUGGAACAGUCCUAUUGCAACAACCAGCGCGCGCAUCUUGAGCACAUCGUCGCAUAGGGUACUCGACGAUUCAGACAUCGACAUGACUCUAGAUGAGUAG
Molecule: messenger RNA, 915 nt
Organism: Australozyma saopauloensis
Lineage: Eukaryota; Fungi; Ascomycota; Pichiomycetes; Serinales; Metschnikowiaceae
Exons: 1
Coding region: 1-915 (304 amino acids)
Biological process (GO): anaphase-promoting complex-dependent catabolic process
Cellular component (GO): anaphase-promoting complex
Source: RefSeq, a predicted model, not a curated record